GGCCCCUCUGAUGUGGAGGAGGAGUAGGUGAUCGAAAAUACAGUAGAGAAAAUUAUUUUGAAUAUUUUCACAAUUUGGACGGCUGUAUAUCGGCCCUUCUCUUCGUCUGACUGAUUUUGGAUCCGUGUGCUUCCGUUACAUCCAUGGGCUUGAUAGGCGCAUCUCUCGCCUCCCAGUAGGACAUAACGGGCAGGGCUACCUCGUAAUAUUUAUUUAUUUCGCUCUCUUUGCCGCAUGAGAAACGUGAUCGAGAGACAGUGAUAACAGUAUCCUUAUCAUGGAUUAAUCCCCGCGUAAAUUUCCAUUUGAAAGGUUCCCAAUGUUGAACAUGUCCACCCCCAGUGAGCUGAAGUCUCCCUGCGUGACUCGCAAUGGCAUGGUAAAGCUGCCCCCGAGCCAGCCAAAUGGUCUGGGCAGUGCAAGUAUUACCAAGGGGACACCUGCUGCCAAGAACCGUCUUUGCCAGUCCUCUUCUGUACCCUCCAUCCUGCCCCCUCCAUCAUCAUCCCUUCCAUUUCACCAUCACCACCUGGACAGCCCUGGGAUUCCCAGCUCGCCAGCCUCUCUCUUGGGCUCUGAUCUUGAGCCUGGAAAGCCUCUAGUGGGCUUGAAGCCAUCCCUUCGUCAGUUUCCUCCUCUCACUCUACCUAAGCCUAUGCUACUGGAGCGCCAGCUUGUCCUGGAUGAGAAGCUGCUCAACCGAUUGCUUUGGUAUUUUACUACAGCUGAAAAAUGUGUGCUGGCACAGGUGUGCAAGACAUGGCGCAAAGUUCUGUACCAGCCCAAGUUCUGGGAGGGAGUGACACCCAUCUUGCAUGCAAAGGAGUUAUAUACUCUCUUGCCUAAUGGGGAGAAGGAAUUUGUCAGUCUUCAGGCAUUUGCCCUGCGGGGUUUCCAGUCUUUCUGCCUAGUGGGUGUGUCUGACCUGGACAUUUGUGAGUUCAUCGACAAUUACCCCCUGUCCAAGAAAGGUGUUCGCUCAGUCAGCCUAAAGAGGUCUACCAUCACAGAUGCUGGAUUAGAGGUCAUGUUGGAGCAAAUGCAAGGCCUGAUGCAUCUUGAACUUUCAGGCUGCAACGACUUUACUGAGGCUGGCCUCUGGUCCAGUCUGAAUGCUCGACUGACUUCCCUCAGCGUUAGUGACUGCAUUAAUGUGGCAGAUGAUGCCAUUGCUGCUAUUUCCCAGCUUCUGCCCAACCUCUCAGAAUUGAGUCUUCAGGCCUACCAUGUCACUGACACAGCCAUGGCCUAUUUCACAGCCAAACAGGGCUAUACCACCCAUACUCUGCGGCUUCACUCCUGCUGGGAGAUAACCAAUCACGGUGUGGUCAACAUGGUACACAGCCUUCCCAACUUGACUGCCCUCAGCCUCUCUGGCUGUUCCAAGAUUACUGAUGAUGGUGUGGAGCUGGUUGCCGAGAACCUGCGUAAGCUUCGCAGUCUGGACUUAUCUUGGUGCCCUCGGAUCACUGAUAUGGCUCUAGAGUACAUUGCCUGUGACCUGCAUAAAUUGGAAGAACUGGUGCUGGACAGGUGUGUGCGCAUCACAGACACCGGCUUAGGCUACUUGUCAACCAUGUCAUCAUUACGGAGCCUCUAUCUGCGCUGGUGCUGUCAGGUGCAAGAUUUUGGACUGCAACAUUUGUUUGGAAUGAGGAGUCUUCGUCUACUGUCUCUUGCAGGCUGCCCUCUGCUGACCACCACUGGUCUAUCAGGCCUAAUUCAGCUACAGGAGCUUGAGGAGCUGGAACUGACCAACUGCCCUGGAGCCACUGCCGAGCUCUUCAAAUAUUACUCCCAGCAUCUGCCACACUGCAUGGUCAUUGAAUAAGACCACUGAUCUCUCUCAGUGGUUCACCAUUCCUCUUCCUUCUUCCUCCUCACUUUCCCCACUCUUCUCUAAGCUAGCAAAGAGACUGAAUUGCUCCUGAUAUACCAUGUAGUUACUCAUUACCUACCCCCUGUCUUCCUCCAUGCCCCACUGAGUAGACUGACCCCCAGGCAGCCUAAGGGAGGAUGACUGAUGAUGGUACAUGCCAGGUUCAGAAUGGUGGGAUAGAGUUUGAGCUUCGUUUAAGAAGACACUGGAGGAAAGAGCUUGAUAUGACAUCUUGUCCGACAGAAAGUUGAUUUUUUUCUUUUUUCCUUUCUCUCUCUCUCUCUCUCUCUCUCACACAUUCUUGGAUUUUGGAGUGGUGCCAUUCUGAAGACAUCAAGACACUGAUCAUUUUUGAGCUAAAAGGAUUUUUGAGCUAAAGGAGGUGAUGUGGAUCCAGCUACAGUACUGAGGAUUCUAUAAAGGGAAAUUAUGACUUAAUGGCAGAACUCAUUUAUGGGCUUAUAAACUGCGUGGCGCACACACACACACAUACACCCACACAAAGACACACCCACACACACACACACUAUAUGGUAAGUGAGACAGAUGUAAGUCCUCAAGACCAACAGUACUGAUGUUUGUUUUUCCAACAUUCUGUAUAAUAUAAAUGCUGUUCUUUUUCUCUGAAGGUAUAAAAUAUUAUGUUUUCUCUUGUUCAAAUAGAGACUCCAGGAAGCAGCUGGAGAAACAAGAAUUAGAGAGAACAGUUCAUAAAGUGGAUUAUAGGGAUUGAACUUUUAUCACUCUUUUUCCCUUCCUCUUUGUGUGGCUUAUGAGUUAUGGACACAGACUACUCUCCUUUUGGACAAAUUUAUCCCUUUGUGUGACUUAACAGAUAUCAAAGAAAAAAAAAGAAAAAAGAAUGGGAUCAGUUUACAGUAUUUAAUUUUAUCAGCUCAAUGUUUCACAUUUUCUCUUUUCUUCAUUUCUUUUGAUAAUAUAUUCUUUAGAACUGCAGGAUAAGCUCUUGUAAACUGUGAAUGUUGAGCAUUAAAGUGAAACAGGUUGCUGAGGCAGUGUGAGAAUAAUAACAGAUAAUCAAAGGGAAGGCAGAUUGUCAUUAGACCAUUAGAUUACUGGCAAACGUCAUACAAUAAGGGGAGUUUUGCAAGCCAUUUUUUAAACAACAUAGCUUGUCCGGUUUUGGCAUCACCUAGUAUUGAGUUCAAUCUCUUUCUCCCUUCUUUCCAUCUUUUAGAUAAUAAUUGAAGUAAUGCAACCUUAAAGAUAAAAAGUUUUUUUUUUUUUUUUUUUUUUAAUGAAUUGUAACAACACUUAUGCCAACAAGCCACUUUCAGACAAUAUUAGGAGCUCAGGGCCCCUGCUGUGCAGCAAGUGUAAAAGUAUAACUUAAAAUUUAGUUGGUCUGACAGGAAAGUUUUUAUAACUCCCUCAGUGUGUAUGUGACUUUUUAUUUAUUGUCUUAUUUUAAGCCUGGGUUAGCUUAACAAGAUCCCCUAAAUGCUCCUUCCUAGCAGUACAACUGACAAGCGGUCUAACACUAAAUGCCUAAAUUAGAUUUGAAAUAUUACAAUGAUGAUUUUCCUAAUGACGUUUGCCCUGUCUAAAAAACAUACAAAAUCAGAGCUGAUUCAUAUGAAACUUUUGAUUUUGACCUUUGAUAGUGUGGCAGCAAAACAUAACAGUCUAAACUGAGCUUAACUACCUACAUUUUCCCUGGAAAUUGCUUUUUGACCAGUUUUUUAACCUGUUCAAAUGUAAUUUGUGGUCUUGAGAGGAUGGGUAUGUUGGUUUUGAGAAUCUGAUUAAAUGGUGUUGAGGGAGGGAGUUAAUAUCUGAAAGGUUUGUAUCCUGUCUUAUAAGUUCGUGGAAUGGCUUUGGUGCAGCUCCAACUUUUGUUUUUUAAGUAAUAUUAUUAAAGAAUGUUGAUGACUAAGAUCUAAGGAUGCUGCUAUUAGAUGAUCAAACAGGUGUAAAAAAGCAGUUCGACUGAAGAGUUACUUAAAAAAAAGUCAAAGAAUAAUACUAAUACUAAAACCACAUUUUUUUCUUAUGGCUUAGAUGUUCAUAUAGACAAUAACUGAUAUGAAAAAGACAUCUGAUGGUUUCUAACUAUACUAGGAAAGAAAAAAAUCCCAUUAUUUAUUUUUCUUAUUCUUAUUAUUAUUAUUAAAAAGAAAUACAUUUUCUUUUAAAAACAACCACAUACUUUUAAGCCAGUAGCUUGUUUUUCUUCCCCUCUGUCUUCAUUUAUUAAAGGGAAAUGAAUGAGCUAAACAAUAAGCCACUGUGCUGCAUUUUGCUUCUUGUUUGUUCUCAGAUGUGCUGAUUGCCAACUGAAGGGAUUGGAUCAGUUACAGAUUGUGCCAAAUGCAUCCAGAGCAGCACAUAAAAUGUGGCUGCUUGCCUCUAGCUGUUUCCUUAUUACACUGAAGUGGAUCAGGUGUGAACUUCACUGAUAUGGUAGACCAUGCAUGUUGGUCUGUGUUUUUGUUUCUAGAAGGCUUAUUUUAGAGAUUCCGAAUCUCCUCAUUGUACAUAAGUAUAUUUAUUUAUUUAUUUAUUUAUUUAUUUAUUUAUUUAUCUAUAUAUUUAUUUGAAAUAUAUAUUUUGGCUUAUUUACAUGAUUUAUUUAUUGGGGAGCCUUUUUCCCAUGAAUUUUUAAUAGGUUUUGCUUCAGUUGGGGCCUGCAGUGGCUUAUGCACCAUUCACUCUUUUUCCCAGAUAUUCAGAAUCCUAAGUGUAAGAGUUCAUCUAUUAAUUGGAAAAUAAACUCUUCGAGACACCACUGACCAUUAACAUCAUGAAGACUGGCUUAAACAUUGAAUUUUCAUGAUGCACAAGUAUAUUUCUCUUCUGUUUUAGUGUAUGUCAUCUUUGUAUUGUUACUAAGAAGAAGGGGAUAAUAUUGUGAUGAAUUAUAUACACUGUCAUUGUCUUGAAUGUGGAAAUAUGGACUAUGGUAUACAAGCAUUUGAAAUCUGAGAUUGACCAAUGGAAAGUAAUGUUUACAUUAUCUGCUAAAAUAACAAACUGUCACAUUUCAUCUGCUAAUGCAGAAAAAAGAUUCUGUAGAAGCUUAUUAUUUACAAAAAUGCUGAAAAGAAAGGCAACAUAAUUUUACACAUGAUAUAAUCUAACUUUACCACCAGCGCUUUGCUCACAAGCAUUGAGAUACCGCAAUGUUAUGAUAUCCUCUAAAAUUAAACAAAAUAUUUAGGUUACAUCUCACUUUAGAAUGAGGAACACCACUUGAAAGCCACACCUACAAUUCUGGAUUUUUUUUUUACUUGCUGUAUACUCUGGGCCUACUUGCAGAGUAACUGCAAACCUUUUAGAUUCACAUUUUCAAAUUAGUUGCAUCAAAAAAAAAAAAAAAAAAAAAAAAAAACAACCAACCAAACAAACCAACAAAAAAACAUCUACUUAAGUUUUUCUCUACCAAGAAUUAAUGAAAAUUAAAAUUAUUCAUCUAAAACAAUGUUCAUAUUUAUAGAAAUUGGGGCAUAUUGUGAAAUAAACACUUUAAUAGUGAUUUUUUAAAAUAUAUUUUUUAUUUAUAUUUAUUUUAUAGUGUUUUGUUUUUUUGUUUGUUUGUUUUUUCAUUUAUUUGUGUAUUCAGAGUGUCUUCAAACCCACAAAAUGUGAAAUAAGCCCACCCAGACUUUUGCUUACGAUCAUACCCCCUGUAUCUGAAAACAUGAAUCAGCACACAUUACACAAGAGAAGGGUGGUUUAAAAGACCUCAUUUGCCUCCAAAGAGACACGCAUGACAACAGACAUACCAUGAAAAGAAGACUGUUUAGAACCUCUCUCCUUGUGCUUAAUCCAUAUAUUAUUUUGACCAAAGCACAACACAAGCAUUUUAUUUAGACCAUAGGGAACUGUUUUCAAAGGUGGAAAAAAAGGUUAUGAUGCGCCCCCUUUCAUGUCCAAAUGAAAUGGUUUUCAUUUAACAAAGUUGGCAGUCAAUUACUAAUAUUAAAGGUUUAUUUAUUUGUAUCAGAUAAGCAUGCAAAAUGUCUAAUGUCAAUAAAGAUGAGUUGUGGUUUAUCGUUUAAUUAGUUGAUAAUAAGGCCCAGUCAUACUCCAGUCCAGAAAACAUAUACUUUUAAUGUGUUCUGAACAAACUCUUCUUUUGCUGCCUUCUGAACUCCAACUUAUACUUAUUUUCAAUAUCUAUAACAGGUGUCCUUGACUUUUAAGUAUUUUUGCUAUUAAUAAGCUUCCAGAUGAUUCAAAUGUGAGUUUACAUAUUCUGAACUGAACUGAACAUACACAGUCAUGCAAUUCUCAGUUACAAACAACUUGCAGCAAAUCUUUUAAUGUACAUUAUCCAUGGUACUUUUAAAGAAAAAAAAUUCUAAAGAAGAUUGUUCCUGCCACUGCUCUCAUUGCUAACAGUCCCAGGUUAUUGUUUUGUCACCAUUUUGUUACAACCUUGUACAGCACAACUUUAGUAAGCAGUAAAAUAAAUACAGACAGCUUACUGAAAAUGUUGAAAAAGGCAGAAUUUGUGAUGUUUUGGUUUCAGUGUUUUAAGCUCUCCUGUGCCUGUAAUGAUCUUACUUUGAUUGAAGACCAUCUUUGCACUGAUGACCAGCAGCUUUUGUGCUUUGGUACCUGCAGAUGUUUUAGACCAUUUGAAUAAAGGACUGACUCAUACCAAAUUAACACCAACAUGUCUGUGAACAGAAGGGCCAACACCAGACAAUGUCAAUUUGAAUGUUUUGGGGAAAAAUGUAAUUGAUAAUGUGCAUUGCUGCUGUUUACAUGCCAAUAUCUCAACUCAAAACAGAAAAGCAAAUAUGAUUAAAACAAAUACAUAUAGGUGGGCAAAAUAUGAAGACAGUGUAAGUAAGACAUCUUUUUGACAGUGUUUCUGUAUACAAAUAAUCUUCAUUUAAGUUCCUUUUACACGCCUUUUCUGUGGUCUUCAACCACUUGAUCCUAUUUAUAAAUUGAUUUUACAUGAAGGAAGACAAUGGGAAGUUUAAUUCUUUUGCACAAGAGCUUUUUCAUACAUGGGCUCUUUUUAAUUUGUACAUUUCUGGGUAAAUAUCACUAGGUCAUGUUUGACUAAAACAAUACAUUGCUGCAAACCACAGUAUUUGAUAGUAGCCACUGAUAGUAGUAAAGUCAAUAGUUAAGGGGAUACUUCAUUUUGCCAAAUUCGCCCAUUGCCACAAUUCCUAUAGUCUUAGUAA
Messenger RNA from Cheilinus undulatus (humphead wrasse), 7047 nucleotides. RefSeq names its product F-box and leucine-rich repeat protein 16 (gene fbxl16). The record is from RefSeq and is a predicted model, not a curated record. Bases 320 to 1831 code for a protein of 503 amino acids. Gene Ontology annotation, biological process: SCF-dependent proteasomal ubiquitin-dependent protein catabolic process. Gene Ontology annotation, molecular function: protein binding. The transcript is spliced from 7 exons. Lineage: Eukaryota; Metazoa; Chordata; Actinopteri; Labriformes; Labridae. Gene Ontology annotation, cellular component: SCF ubiquitin ligase complex.